Henningerozyma blattae CBS 6284 is the source of this 3216-nucleotide messenger RNA. It is a transcript of the gene NMD2, whose product is annotated as Nmd2p. Gene Ontology annotation, biological process: nuclear-transcribed mRNA catabolic process, nonsense-mediated decay. Gene Ontology annotation, cellular component: exon-exon junction complex; cytoplasm. The transcript has a single exon. The record is from RefSeq and is a predicted model, not a curated record. Lineage: Eukaryota; Fungi; Ascomycota; Saccharomycetes; Saccharomycetales; Saccharomycetaceae. The coding region runs from base 1 to 3216 and encodes 1071 amino acids. Gene Ontology annotation, molecular function: protein binding; RNA binding.
AUGAACAUUCAAAAGGUUCAGGAACAAUUUGAUUUAAAUACAAGAGCUUGGAAUGGUGAAGAGGUAUUCCCAUUAAAGGCUAAAAAACUCGAUUCAAGUAUUAAAAAGAACACUGGGUUUAUCAAAAAAUUAAAGCAAGGUAUUAAUAAAAAUACUUGUGCUACUCUAUUGAAAGAUUUAAGAGAAAUUUCUUUGGAAAAGUACUUAUCAGAGGUAAUUAAUACAACCAAUGAAAGCUUAGCAAGUGUGCCAAACAAAAAUGAAGAUAUAGCCGCUGCUGUUGAUGUAAUUGGUGCAUUACAUCAGAGAUUUGGCCAAAGAUUCACGCCAUACUUAAUUGAAUUAUUUUUAUCUAACUUUAGUAACCCAUGUGAAGAUAUUACAGUUGAAAAAUUUGAACUUCUUAGAAUUAAUAGAUUAAAGGCUAAUUUAAGAAUAUUUUCAGAAUUGUAUUUGUAUGGUGUAAUUAGAUCAAUAGAAGAACUUGAACCAAAAACUGGUCUUCCAAAAUUUUUGUUACUGAAAAAAGGUAAGGCCUCUCCUUUAAUAUAUUCCGUUUUAAAAGAAAUAUUACAUUACAGGUUUAAGGAAGGAUAUUCUACCUCUAUUGCAAUAUUUUUUUUAAAAAGAUUUCCGAUGUUCUUGGAUAGCGAAGAGAGUAUCUGGGAUGACUUCAUUUUUGAUUCUAAUUUGAAGAAUCUAUUACAAUCAUUGUUUCGAGCUUUCAUGGAUGCCGUUUUUACUUAUACCAUAGACUUGAAUAAUAAGACUAAUAAGUUAAUGAAGGAUCAUCAAAAAUGUCAAAUCCGUACUGGGAAAGAACGUAAUGAAUAUAUCGAUGAGUUUGAUGAAUUAUAUCCAAUUUUUGAAAGAUUUAAAAAUGCCUCUCAAAGUUUAAGUGAAUUUUUCAAAGUAGAUCCACCCAAAAUUGAAGAAACUUUUAUUGUAGACUAUGAAUCUGCUAAUAAGCCAAUGAUCACUAAUCAAAUUCUUCCUCCUGAUCAAAGAGUUUGGGAGAAUGAAGAUACUAGAAAGUUUUAUGAAUUGUUACCUGAUUUAAAGGAUAUACUGGAAUCAAUGAAGAAUGAAAAGUCUGCACCUGAUCCAAGUCAGAUAAAGCUAUUUUUUGAAGAUAUGGAAAUGGUUGAAACGAAAGAAGGUAUUGAUGAUUUAAUCCGUCAAUAUUGGAAAAGUAAUCUUGAUAAUAAAGCUACAAGAAAUAAAUUAAUCAAAUUCUUUACUGAAACACAGGACUGGAGCAAACUUCGCUUAUAUGCUAGAUUUUUAGCAGCAAAUGCCCCAUAUUUACCAGAAACUAAAGAUGAAUUUGUUAAUAUGCUAGAUAGUAGUUUUAGAAGUCAAUUACAUAGCAAUAGAAUAAACGUUAAGAAUAUUAUAUUUUUCAGUGAGAUGGUUAAAUUUGCAAUGGUGCCAAAAUAUUUAAUAUUUCAUAAAAUUAGAUCUCUAAUAAUGAAUAUGCAAGUUCCUAAUAAUAUUGAAAUUCUGACUGUUUUAUUUGAACAACUAGGUAGAUUUUUAAUUAACCAUCCGGAAUAUAAAGACCAAAUGGAAAAAUUAGUCGAUCUGAUUAAAGAAAAGAGGAAGGAUCGUCAAUUACAUAUGAACACUAAAGGUGCCUUAGAUAAUUUGAUAACUUUAAUUUAUCCACCAUCGGUUAAAUCAUUAAAUAAUGUUGAGGAUGAAAGCCCUGAACAAGAAUUUUUACGUAUUCUAAUACGGAGAGAAUUAUCAACAGUGGAUACUAAGCUUGCCACAAAUUUGGUGAAGAGAUCUAGUUGGACUAAUCCAGAUAUUAGCAGGACUCUUUUUAAGCUAUUUACGACACCAGAAAGCAUAAGCUAUCAAUAUAUACCUAUUUUAACUACAAUUUUAAAUGGCUUAAAAGAUACUCAUCCUAACUUUGUUGUUAAAUGCGUUGAUCAAAUUUUGGAAAAUAUUCAACGAGGCUUGGAAAAAAACGAAUACAACGAAAAUAUGCGUCGUAUUGCCCAAAUACGAUACUUAACUGAAAUGUUUAAUCUCAAUAUUGUGAAUUCUGAGGUUAUAAUUGAAACCAUAUAUCGUAUAAUUAAAUUUGGGUACCCGAAUGGACAACCAUUACCAUCCUCUAUCAAUCAGUUUGAUCUACCAGAUAAUUAUUUUAGAAUUCAGUUAGUAACUAUGGUACUUUUGAAUCUGGAAAAAUAUCCUAAUUACUUAAAAAAGAGGUUGGAAUUGCUUCUGAGAUUUUUUGAGUUGUAUAUGUUUACUAAACAACAACCUAUUCCGAAAGAAUCUAUGUUUAGAGUUACUAAUACUUUUGAAAAGUACAAGAAACAAAUUGGAUUUGAGAGGUCAGAAAACUUGAUAGAAUGUAACGCAAAACUGACAAUUAAAUUAAAGUCAAUGAAUGUUAAACCAGAAAACUCAACACCGGCCGAUAAAGUAGAUAGUACUAUUGGCAACGUAAAUUCGAGAAACUACUUUGAGAAUAAUUUGGAUGAAGAAGAUGAGGAUGAGGAUGAAGAUGAUGAAGAAGAUUAUGAUGACGAGGAUAACGACUACUCAGAUACUCCGGAUAAUGGUGAUAUGGACGCUGAGUUAUCUAAGAAGACUGGGCACGACAUAGAAAGGUCAAUAUUAGGAAACGAUGAUGAUGAAGGCACUACUAGUAGUGAUUCUAAUAGUAAUGAUAGUGAAGAUUCUGACACUGACGAAGAUAGCGAUAGUGAUAGUGAUAGUGACGACGAUUAUAGAGAUAUUGAUGUUGAUAGAGAUGUUGAAAGACGAAAAAUAUACAAUGAAUAUCAGGAGAAACUAAAAAGUGAAAGUGAACGUAAAAUAGAAGAAGAUUUUGAAAAACAAUUUCAAAUGAUGAUGCAAACUUCAAUGGAAUCAAGAAAAAAUGAGAAAGUUACAAGUAAUAUAAUACCACUGAUUGCUAGAAGUAGCAAUUCGGCAUUCCCACCAGAUAAACCAAAAAUUCUACGUCCUAACAACAUUACAGCGGAUGAUACAGCCCCAAGUAAGGAAGAUGAUAAGCCAAAAAAGGUGGCAUUCACUUUUUUAACAAAAACAGUUAAGAAGACCAAAUCUAGGACAUUGGAGCUACCAUCUAAUGUCAAAUUUGUGUCCAACGUUUUACAGGAAGAAGAAAGAUUGAAAUCUGAAAGGGAAAAAAUCAAGAAUAUAGUCUUACAAAGGACCUUCGACUAA